CGGCGGCGGCGGCGGCGGCGGCGGCGGCGGGAGGCGGAGACUCGGCGGGGACGCGGCUGGGGGGCGGCGGCGGGGCGGCCGGAGGCGGAGGCGGAGGCGCGGGGGAGCCGCCGCCAGGCCGCGCGGAGAUUUGUAGGACUCCUGGGCCUUAAAGCUGUGAUUAAUCAGAUGGUUCCUGAAAUGACUGGCGAAACAGACACUUUGCAUGCCAGUUGAAGAGUGUAUCUCUGUGUUCUUCAAACUUCUUUAAUAGAAACACAUUUACACAUUUCUGAGCAUACUUGGAGAGGUUUACAACUGAUGAAAAUUAAUUUAAAAAUCAGAUGGAGCAGCUUGACACCACUGGGCUCAGGAGCCCUGGAAGGAAAAUGCAUCACUAAUGGCCAAUUCUCCAUAUGGUCUUCACGGGUAAAGAAAGUUUGCAAAAAGAAGAAAAAAAAAUCACAUAGAUCAAGCCUCAAAAGUACCUUUCCAGUUUAAAGAAGGAACCUAGAAGGUGUCAGAGGAAGAAGUGUGAUUUCGAGCACUGCUGCUGGGGAAUCAUGCAGUGUUUUGCACUUUAUUUUUCAGUGGGAUCAGUGAUUUGAAUAGAUUACAAGUUUCUCCUGAAAAGGAACUCUUACUCUGUGGUUAAGACUGGGGAAAAGCAGGUGUGAUGGGUAUUGUUUGAACAAUGAACUGAUUCCUUUACCUUUUUUAGUUAACUAUUCAAGAACUUUUAAUUUAUUAUUUUUUUUUUCUGUAACUCUAGGCUAAUAUCUUAAGGUGGUAAUUGGAAAAGAUAAUUUACAAAAUACAGAUACAGGAGAAGCCAAGCAAAGCAGCUUUUCCUUGGGCCUUAGGUGUGACAAUUGGAAAGUCUCUGAAUGUGAAAAAGAAAGCACCUGGGAGCCAGACAUGCUAAUUCUUUACUGACUGCUGGGAAGAAUUCAACUCUUGCCUCUGGUGUUUUCACUUUAAAGGAUUCUCUUCUUUGUUGGGUCCAAGAAGACUUACUGUGUAAGAGAAUUACUUAAUGAACUUAACUGAGGUUAAUUUUUUCCUUCAAGAUGGAAAAAACAGGUGAUUAUUAGGAACAGGAAAGGAAAGAGUGACUAGGGAGAAAGAAGACAAAUAGAAUUCUACAGUGUGACUUCAUUUGCCAGAAGAGGAUCUAGGAUUCACUCAAGGCAAACACUUCGACCACUUUCAGAGCUUUAGGACAUCCUGGCGUUGUGUAGUGAAAGGGCUUUCUCUCUGCCUCUAUGGCAUUGAGGGGUGCAAGAGCCUGUGGAGGGGCAGUCAGAUGGGGCCUGGUUCUCCCUGGGGACAAAGUGACCUGCUGGGAAACCAGGUCGGGCUCUGAUGGGGGAAGUUUCUGGUUUUGAAGAGUGGGGACCAUCUUUUUAAAAUUAUUAUUUUUCUUCUAAAAUUUGACUGCUGUUUGCACAAACUCUGGUCUCUUUUGCACAGUUUGUGUGCCUUUUUUCCCUUUAUGCAAUCUUUCUCAGCUUUAGUGUAGAGAUUUGUCUAGUUGAGAAAACAUGCCAGAGGUAGCUUCAAAGGGAGGAUGUUCCUGUGUAUUCUGUCUUCGCAUCUGAACUUUUGAAGAGAAAUGUCCAGCUUGAGGGAGUCUUAAAGCCUUAAGUUACUUGAAAUCUAUGUAUUUGCAACUAUUUGUCUCUGGAAUCAUAUCAACUAAACUGGAAUCUCAGGCUGAAUGAGAAUAACCAAGUUAAAUAAAAAGAAGAAAACUCCUGUGUUGUGAUGGCCACUUAUUAACAGUUCUCUUUCUCAAAGGGUCAGCCCGUUCUUCCUCUAAGGACUUGAAAAUAAAAAUGGACCCCAUGUGUUUUUUUAAAGCAGUACCUUUUCUUAGCAGCCUGCCAUCAUCUUUUAUAGAGGAAUUUUUUCACUAUGCAUUUGGUGGAUCUUUAUAAAAUACUGACCUCCUAAUUAAAGUUAGGUCAGUCUUAAGUAGAGGGAAUUGGGGGGGGUGGGGGGGAAGAACACAAGCCGAAGGCAAAAAUAAGAUCGGUCAAUGAAAGAAAUUGGUUUCAACUUUCCAAAAUUCAACAUUACCUUUUAAGUCAAACAGUUCAUUGGGGAAAAGUAUGUUUGCAGCGGUGGAGCAUGGCCCGGUGCUUUGCAGUGACUCCAACAUCCUCUGCCUGUCCUGGAAGGGGCGCGUUCCCAAGAGUGAGAAGGAGAAGCCGGUAUGCCGCAGGCGCUACUAUGAGGAGGGCUGGCUGGCCACAGGCAAUGGUCGAGGGGUCGUGGGAGUGACUUUCACCUCCAGCCACUGCCGUCGGGACAGGAACACACCCCAGAGAAUAAACUUCAACCUGCGGGGCCAUAACAGUGAGGUAGUGCUGGUGAGGUGGAACGAGCCGUACCAGAAGCUGGCCACGUGCGAUGCAGACGGAGGCAUAUUUGUGUGGAUUCAGUACGAAGGAAGGUGGUCUGUAGAGCUGGUCAACGAUCGAGGGGCCCAGGUGAGUGAUUUCACUUGGAGCCACGAUGGGACUCAAGCACUUAUUUCCUAUCGAGAUGGGUUUGUCCUGGUUGGUUCUGUUAGUGGACAAAGACACUGGUCAUCUGAGAUCAACUUGGAAAGUCAAAUCACAUGUGGCAUCUGGACGCCUGAUGACCAGCAGGUGCUGUUCGGCACGGCGGACGGCCAGGUGAUCGUCAUGGACUGCCACGGCAGGAUGCUGGCCCACGUGCUGCUGCAUGAGUCCGACGGCAUCCUCAGCAUGUCCUGGAACUACCCCGCCUUCCUGGUGGAGGACAGCAGCGAGAGCGACACUGACUCUGACGACUACUCACCCCCACAAGAUGGUCCGGCAGCAUAUCCCAUCCCGGUGCAGAACAUCAAGCCACUGCUCACCGUCAGCUUCACCUCAGGAGACAUCAGCUUAAUGAGCAACUACGACGACUUGUCUCCUACCGUCAUCCGCUCAGGGCUGAAAGAGGUAGUGGCCCAGUGGUGCACGCAAGGGGACCUCCUGGCAGUCGCUGGAAUGGAAAAGCAAACCCUGCUGGGCGACCUUCCCAACGGCCCUCUCCUGAAGAGUGCCAUGGUCAAGUUCUACAAUGUCCGCGGGGAGCACAUAUUUACCCUGGACACGCUCGUUCAGCGCCCCAUCAUCUCCAUCUGCUGGGGCCACCGGGACUCGCGGCUGCUCAUGGCCUCGGGCCCCGCCCUCUACGUGGUCCGGGUGGAGCACCGGGUGUCCAGCCUGCAGCUGCUGUGCCAGCAGGCCAUCGCUAGUGCCCUGCGAGAGGACAAGGACGUCAGCAAGCUGGCACUGCCGCCCCGCCUCUGCUCCUACCUCUCCACAGCCUUCAUCCCCACCAUCAAGCCUCCCAUCCCAGACCCCAACAACAUGCGCGACUUUGUCAGCUACCCCUCGGCUGGCAACGAGCGACUGCACUGCACCAUGAAGCGCACCGAGGAUGACCCUGAGGUGGGCGGCCCAUGCUACACGCUCUACCUGGAGUACCUCGGCGGGCUGGUGCCCAUCCUCAAGGGGCGGCGCAUUAGCAAGCUGCGGCCGGAGUUCGUCAUCAUGGACCCCCGGACGGAUAGCAAGUCAGCAGACGAAAUCUACGGGAACAGCUUGAUCUCCACUGUCGUGGACAGCUGCAACUGCUCCGACUCCAGCGACAUCGAGCUGAGUGACGACUGGGCCGCCAAGAAGUCUCCCAAAGUCUCCCGCGCCAGCAAGUCGCCCAAACUCCCAAGGAUCAACAUUGAGGCUCGGAAGUCUCCCAAGCUGUCGAGGGCGGCCCAGGAGCUGUCCCGGUCCCCUCGGCUGCCCAUGCGCAAGCCCUCCAUUGGCUCGCCCAGCCUGACGCGCAGAGAGUUUCCCUUUGAAGACAUCACUCAGCACAACUAUCUUGCUCAGGUCACGUCUAAUAUCUGGGGAACCAAAUUUAAGAUUGUGGGCUUGGCUGCUUUCCUGCCAACCAACCUCGGUGCAGUAAUCUACAAAACCAGCCUCCUGCAUCUCCAGCCGCGCCAGAUGACCAUCUAUCUCCCAGAGGUGCGGAAGAUAUCCAUGGACUACGUGAAUUUACCUGUCUUCAACCCGAAUGUGUUCAGCGAAGAUGAAGAUGAUCUACCAGUGACGGGAGCGCCCGGCGUGCCCGAGAACAACCCGCCCUGUACGGUGAACAUCCCCAUCGCCCCCAUCCACAGCUCGGCGCAGGCCAUGUCCCCCACGCAGAGCAUCGGGCUGGUGCAGUCCCUGCUGGCCAAUCAGAACGUGCAGCUCGACGUCCUGACCAAUCAGACCACGGCGGUGGGGGGCGCCGAGCACGCCGGCGACAGCGCCCCGCAGUACCCGGUCGCCAACCGUUACUCCAGCCCCGGCCAGGUGAUCUUCGGCGGCAUGGAGAUGGGCCGCCUCGUCCCCACGCCCCCGCAGCUGGCACUGCCGCCGCCCGCGCCCGGGGCCCUGCAGCUGUCCAUGGCGGACCCGGGCGAGCGCGACCACGAGCACCUGCAGAAGCCGCCCAAGGCCCUGCGGCCCGCGCCGCAGCUGGCCGCCGAGGGGGACACGGUGGUCUUCGGCGCCUCCCAGGACCUCCCAGUGGCCAAGAUGAACCCCCCGCCCCCCUACCCGGGGACCAUCCCUGCCGCGCCCACCACGGCCGCGCCGCCGCCCCCGCUGCCGCCCCCGCAGCCCCCCGUGGACGUGUGCCUGAAGAAGGGCGACUUCUCGCUGUACCCGGUGGCCGCGCACUACCAGCCGCCGCUGGGCUACGAGCGCAUCACCACCUUCGACAGCAGCGGCAACGUGGAGGAGGUGUGCCGGCCGCGGACGCGGGUGCUGUGCGCGCAGAACGCCUACGGCCUGCAGGGCCCGGGUAGCUCGGCCACGCUCCGGCUCUCGGGCACCGAGAAGAAGGCGGCGCCGCCGUGCGCCAGCGCCACCCUCAACCGCCUGACGGUGCCGCGCUACUCCAUCCCGCCCGGGGACCCGCCGCCCUACCCCGACAUCGCGGGCCCGCUGGCCGGCCGCGUGCCCCGGCCCGCGCCCGACAGCAGCCUCAUCCACGCCACGCUGCGCCGCAACAACCGCGACGUGGCGCUCAAGGCGGCGCAGCUGGCCGAGCCCCCGCGGCCGCCGCUGCCCCUGGCCGCCAAGCCCAAGGGCGCGGGGCCCUUCCCGGCGCGCCCACCGCCCGCCCUGUACACCUGCAGCCAGUGCAGCGGCGGGGCGGCCGCGCGGCCCGAGCCGGCCGCGGGGAACUGCGCGCCCCCGGGCGCCGCACUGGCCCACGCCGCCAGCACCUCGCCCUUGACCUCGCAGUCCUCCUACAGCCUCCUGGGCCCGCCCGACGGUGCCCGCGAGCGCACGGACUACGUCAACUCGGCCUUCACUGAGGACGAGGCGCUAGGCCAGCACUGUCCGGUGGAGAAGCCCCUGCGGCACCCCGCGGUGCCCGACGCUGUGGCCGUGAAAAGGCCGCCCCCGUACCAGUGGGACCCUGUGCUGGGGGAAGACGUCUGGGUGCCGCAGGAGAGGACAGCACAGCCCGCGGUGGCCAACCCCCUGAAGCUGCCCCCGCUGGUGGUGGGGCAGAGCCAGCACCUGGACGUGUCCCGCGUGCCCUUCAUCUCCCCCAAGUCUCCCGCCAGCCCGACUGCCACUUUCCAGACAGGCUACGGGAUGGGUAUGCCGUAUCCCGGAAACUAUGCGAACCCCCCUCUGCCGGGAGUGCAGGCUCCCUGCUCCCCGAAGGACCCGCUGUCCCCAGCACAGUUUGCACAGCAGGAGCCGGCAGUGGUCCUCCAGCCGGCCUACCCGCCCCCGCUCUCCUACUGCACCCUGCCCCCCAUGUACCCAGGAAGCAGCACGUGCGCUAGUUUACAGCUGCCGCCUGUCGCCUUGCACCCCUGGAGCUCCUACAACGCCUGCCCCCCUGUGCAGAACCCCCAGGGCACCCUCCCCCACAAGGCGCACUUGGUGGUGGAGAAGCCCCUGGUGUCCCCACCGCCCACCGACCUCCAGAGCCACCUGGGCACAGAAGUGAUGGUGGAGACGGCAGACAACUUCCAGGAGGUCCUGUCCCUGACAGAAAGCCCAGUGCCCCAGCGGACGGAGAAGUUCGGGAAGAAAAACCGGAAGCGCCUGGACAGCCGCGCCGAGGAAGGAAGCGUCCAGGCCGUCACUGAGGGCAAAGUGAAGAAGGAGGCUCGGACUCUGAGUGACUUCAAUUCCCUGAUCUCCAGCCCUCGCCUGGGGAGAGAGAAGAAGAAAGUGAAGAGCCAGAAGGACCAGCUCAAGUCCAAGAAGCUGAGCAAGACCAGCGAGUUCCAGGACAGCUCGGAGAGCGAGCCCGAGCUGUUCAUCAGCGGGGACGAGCUCAUGAACCAGAGCCAGGGCAGCAAGAAGGGCUGGAAGAGCAAGCGGAACCUGCGCGCCGCCAGCGAGCUGGAGGAGUUCAAGUGCCGGAAGGCCAGUGAGAAGGAGGACGGGCGGCUGGGCAGCCAGGGCUUCGUGUACGUCAUGGCCAACAAGCAGCCCCUGUGGAACGAGGCCACGCAGGUGUACCAGCUGGACUUCGGGGGGCGGGUGACCCAGGAGUCGGCCAAGAACUUCCAGAUCGAGCUGGAGGGGCGGCAGGUGAUGCAGUUUGGAAGGAUCGACGGCAACGCCUACAUCCUGGACUUCCAGUACCCCUUCUCAGCCGUGCAGGCCUUCGCGGUUGCGCUGGCCAACGUGACUCAGCGCCUCAAGUGAGGAGAUGCCGGAGCAGAGAGGCCGGGAGCCUCCCGCCCGCCCGCCCGGGGCCUGGGGCCUGGAUACAAGAGCAAACUGGAAGUCUCUAGCGCCCCGGAGAGGGCACGAGGGCACUGACCUUUAUCCAUUGUCGUUGGGGCUUUUAUUCUCCUUUGUUGUCUUUCUUCUUUUUUAAACAAAAAACACAGGAGGAGAGGGCUUUGCACGCCAUGAGGCACGGCCCUGGGGCUUGGAGGAAGUGGCGCCCGGUGUGCGGUGUGCUGGGCUGCAGGAGGAGAGAGCCCACCUCAGGGUGCUCCGUGCCCCCACCCCUCCAUCUAGCUCUAAGACUUCUCAACAUUGCCAGUAGCGGAGAAAAAAAUCUUUUUUUUAAAGAAAACCCCAAAACCUAAAGGUGGUUUGCUCUGGGGACGUGACGUUUAGUUCCCUCACAGUGAGUUGUCCCUCACACGGGACUCGGUUGGCGAAGGGUAUUUGUGGGACGCACACCAUUGGCUUCAUUAGACUCGGCUCUUUGUGGGGGUGCUAUAGCCGGGACUCAGAAACUUUCCCACGGGGGUGUGGGCAGGAGGGCUUGGAGGCGGCGCAGGGCUCUGCCCUCUCCGGGGGCCCUAGGGUCACACUCCCCGGCCCAGACUCUGCCCAGCCUGUGCUCAGCGCGGCUGCAGGCGGAGCAGACAGCAGGCAGGCCGGCCGUUUCCCCUGUGUGCUGUCACGCUAAACCACUGGCGACCCCUUGUUCAGAAGUGCCCUUUGUCCUCCCCACUCAGUGCUUCGUCUGGAGAGGGUGCGGUAAACAGCCCCAUGGCUAUCCGAGGACACUGCUCCUGUCCCCCAGGCUCUGGCGACUCUGACUUGAAAGCUUCCCUCCUCUCGGCCACCUGCCAGUUCCCGUGACGGUUUCCCGGUAGCAUAGAAAGGCGAGCGACAGUGUGGUAGCAGCUGCUGGUUAGGGAAAGACAGAGACUUGACUCUGGCCCCGCAGUCUUCACUUGGCAAAAAAGGUUGUUUAUUAACUGUACAGUCUGUUUACUGAGGAGAUAAACACUGGCCCGCUUUGUUAAAGUUAUAGUGCUAAGUCGUUUGCUUAGUCUUCAUUGAUUAUGAAAGGGGGCAAAGGAUGCACUGGGCCCAGUACCCACGAGUCUCGGCUGAGAAACCGAGAUGUUGCAGAGGGCAGAAGCUCGGGCCUGCGCUUAGCGUCCUGGUGUGGUUCUGUUUGACAGUAGAAUAAUGGAGUUACUACAGAAGAAGUAUCUCCCAAAAGUUGUUUUUUAUUCCCAGUUUUGGUUUGGAAAUCACAAAAGAAGCUGGCCUGUGCUCCUCAGAGCGAGGUGGCGCCUCCCGUCUCUCCAGACCUGCCGGGGAUGCUCUCGAGGCUUCAGGAGAGCACAGGACAUCUCCUGCCAACACCAGAGUUUCCCCAUUUGCUAUUUUAAAAUACUGAACCUGAUUUUUUUUUUUGGUGGAUAAAUUCUUUCAGAAAGAAUUUACCAGUGUAUUCCUAAGUAUACAGUUUUUUUGGAUGAGUUUCUGUAGCUUGAUAAGAUGUUUCUGUGCUUAUUAUUAGUUGUGCAAUAAUGGUUAUAUCCUACUUCUGAAAUAAUUUAAUGCCAUCCCCUUGUUUUAUCGUUCGAGAGAUUAUUUAUCUUUGCUUUAAUAGUGUUCUUAGGAAUUAUUUUGUUAUUAUGUAUUGGUGAGUUAUGCCCAUUUUAUUAUUUAUUUAGGAAAAUAGUAUGGUUUGUAAUGACUUACUUGGUAGCAGUAUAUUUUGCUGCGAGAAAUAAAGAGGAUAUGAUAGAAGGCCUUUUGCUGGACAAUUUGUAACAUUUUCUAAAUGGGAAAACAUUCCUAUUAAUCUCUAAAAGUAAUUAUUUUGCAUUUUUCAAGUAUUGAUUAUAUACAAAGAAGAAUUCUUUGUGCUAACAUCCAAAAAUAACUCCCCUUCUUUUGAAAAUUCUAUUUUUAAUUAAAAAUAAAAGGUAAUAUGAAACGAGGAGAGUUAUUUAAAUGAGUCUCAAAGGAAGGAACCAUCAGUAAGUUUCAGUUUUUAAAACUCUGGUUUUUGAAAUAUCAAGAGUGUGGUAAGGGGGCCAGAAUGAUAGUGCAGAUGUAGGCUGACCCAGAUUUGAUCCCCAGCAUCCCAUAUGGUCUCCCAAGCGCCACCAGAAGUAAUUCCUGAGUGCAGAGCCACAAGUAACCUCUGAGCAUCGUCGGGUGAGACCCACAAAAACCACGAUAAGGGUACAUUUUAGAACUUUCUCAUUAAGAGCAAAUACAAGGGGGAAAUCCUCAAAUACAAACUGCAAAUACACACGUGAGGAGAAUGUAUGUAGGAAGAAUGAAUGGAACUUGCUCAACUCUAAGCUUCCCCCAAAAAGCUCUUUCCCUGCUCGGAGUCAAAGGCCAGAUGUCUGGGUGGUUUGCAGGACCCCCCUCUGAGUGCGAGUGCCCAGCCUCACCCUGCCCCACCCACUGCACCCUGGGGGGCACCAUCUCGCUUCAACAGACGUCGUCGUCGUUGGUGCUCUUAAUGCGGUGUCUUUCAAGAAACCAGUGAUCGGUUUACUUAUUUGAAAACUUGUUUUCCUUCCGUCAGUUUCAGUUUGUUAAAUAUUACUAAGGUCAGUACUUUAAGCAGCGGAAUUUUACAUAUUUCAUGUUACUAGCAGUUUGUGAAUAUUAAGAUACCUCAUUGAACCCCUGAAUAUAAAAAUAGUAGCCCCGUGAUUAGUCAAGUCCCAGGGAACCCUUGCCUUGGAGGGACGAGGUAUGGGAACAGGCACAAAACCUCUUUGAACCGAGCUUGACUCUGACCUCCUCAGACCAAGGCACGGCUCUGUGUGGUCUCCCACUGCAGGUACAUCCUGAGGAAAUGGCUGCCUGGGAAGCAGGGCCGCCAAAUCUCCCAUCAGCAGUCGAGGCCAGGGAUUCUGCAGCUAAGGAAUCUUCUCCUGCCCACCGUUCCCUUGUCUGCCAUCCUGUGAGGGCAAGUCAACGGUACAGCCCUCUUGGAGGGCGGCCUUGUGCCUCACUGGUCCAUCUGUCAAAUGAAAAGGAUGGCUUAAACGGUCUUCCCAAGCUGCCCCCGACACCCAACCCCCCCCCACACACACACACAGUCAUCCUGGGCACUCAGCCUGGGGCAGCUCCCAGUUCUCCUUUGCCUUGAACGGCCUGUUGGGAGACAUCACCUCUUUCUAGAGAAGUGUUCCCUUUGUUAAUGAGCUAGCUGCUAGAUAUAUAAGAUGGCAUCCUUAGAAGUUCACCUCUAGAAGCAAAUGCCAUUGGAAUCGUGUGUGUUCUCAGAAAACUACACACGUGCGCCAAUUCCCAGUUAAGCAGAGGAGCCCCGCGCUGUGUGGCGCCCUCCAGAAGUCUUGAAAGCUGACCUGCAGAGUGAGUCCUCGCGGGCCUGGCCCCUAGAGUGAGUCCAGCAAAGAGUGAAGAGGUGGCAUGUGCCCAGACCAGCCUGAACUCUGGGGCCCACUGUGUGCCAUCUGUCACUUGGUCAAGUCAGUGGUUGUGAACGAAGUUAGCUGAAACAACGCGUGUCUCGAACAUUGAGUUCCUGGGAUUUUGUAAUAGCACACAACUCUUCACAUGUGUGUAUUUUCUUAUCUCCAGCUCAUGAAACUCUGAAGGGUUGUGGCUUCCUUUGUUUUCAUUUUUUUUGGCUUUGUGCAAUUUGUUUCGUCAUUUUACUUGUACCUAUAUUUUCUGUUUACAAGUUCUUUUCAAGGGGAGGGAGGGUUCUAAAAAUCUUUUGUGUUUAUUAUAGAUAAAUUUUUUUCAUGUUGUUGAAAAGCAUGGGCUAUGCGUUUGACUGAGAAGACACUGUAUUAUUUACCAAAGGGGUAUUGUUACUGCAUUUGUUCCUAAAUGCAUUAUUUUGGUACUGUAAAUGUGGACAUAACUCCCAAGUUUAUUACUACUGGCAUUUUCCUUUUCCUGUGUGUGUGAUUUUUAUAACUUUAAGUGUGCGACGCAGGUGCACAGUCCAGACCAAACCCGACCACCAGCAGGUCCUUAUCCAAACCUUGGCCCGGGCUCCUGUGCCUCGGUCCUGCCAGACUUGGCGCCUUUGUUCUUCCACUUCAGCAUCCUGCUUCCCCCCCUCCAGAGCAAAAUCUGUGGAGAUUCCCAGUUGCAUUCUAAGAGCUCAAUCUGACUUGCCUCUCUUCUUAUGUACUUUGUGUGUUAGAUCAUGUGGAAGGUAUUCUAGAAGGCACUCACGGUUUGCAUCCAAAAUGAUGUGGUUUGUCAAAAUUAUUUUGUCUUUAUUAUUGAGAUGGAUUAAUCUCCUUUUUCUUGAUGAUUUGAAGUGUAAGAGUUGUUCAGCUAUUGCUUAAUAAAAUUUUGCAGAUCCAAAAACCAA
This is a messenger RNA of Sorex araneus (European shrew), 11112 nucleotides long. It is a transcript of the gene TULP4, whose product is annotated as TUB like protein 4. Lineage: Eukaryota; Metazoa; Chordata; Mammalia; Eulipotyphla; Soricidae. Gene Ontology annotation, molecular function: protein binding. The coding region runs from base 2094 to 6734 and encodes 1546 amino acids. The record is from RefSeq and is a predicted model, not a curated record. The transcript is spliced from 15 exons.